AUGUCAUCAGAAAAUUAUUCUCGACUUAGUCGGGCUCAAUUGAGCUUCGAUUAUUUACAUACGAAUUCAACGACUCACGAGUUCCUCUUCGGCGCUAUUGCUGAGUUAAUUGAUAAUGCAAGAGACGCCGGUGCUACUGAGAUCGACAUAUUUUCAACCAAAAGUCCGAAUCUCCGUGGUGGUUUCAUGCUUUAUUUUGUAGAUAAUGGUUGUGGAAUGUCUCCAGACGAAACUAAAAAUGUCAUUGUUUUCGGAAAGUCCUGUAAAAGAGUUCUAGAUCAGUCAUCUAUCGGAAUGUACGGCAAUGGUCUUAAAUCUGGCUCAAUGCGUAUCGGAAGUGAUAUGAUACUCUUUACUAAGAAAGAUGGAAUUUAUAGUUGUGUAUUUUUAUCACGUACUUUCCACGAGGCGGAAAGGUUAGACGAAGUCAUCGUUCCUUUACCGACAUUUAAUUCGAAGGACAAGACUCCCAUGUUCGCCCAUUCAGAAGAUCAGAAAAAACAUGACACCGAAAUGGAGAUAAUCUAUAGAUUCUCUCCAUUUCCAAAUGCUAAAGAUUUCUUUGGGCAGUUUGAGAAAAUUAAGGGAGAAAGUGGAACAGUGGUUGUAGUCUAUAAUAUGAAGCUCCUGGACGAUGGUUCUGCUGAAUUAGAUGUUAAUUCCAAUCCCUAUGACAUAAUGUUGGCAUCCAGUUCUGAAAGAGAAGAUCCUAUGGAACCCCUUGCCGAUAUUGAGCUCCCACCGGAAAAACGGAGCCUGCGGGCUUAUGUGUCUAUCCUCUACUCCGAUCCCAGAAUGAAGGUAUACAUACAAUCAAGAAAGGUGCAAACUAAGCGUCUUUUGGAUACUCUCUAUGCUACCAAGCGCUACAAUUUUGCUAGUAAAACUUUUCGAACGAGGGCUGAACGGGAGUUGAAUAAGAUAAAGGAAGAAGUUAAAGUUGCUGAAAUGAUAGCUAGGGAGGCUGAAAGUAAAGCGCGUGAUUUCGAACUUCGACAUGGUAGUUCAAGGGAUCCGGAACAUCUUAAAGUAAUUCGUCGACUGAACAAUGCCGCUUCAGAGAAGCGUAACUUAGUCACAGAGAAGCAGAAUAUAGUAGCUCGAAAGCAGAAAGCCUUAAAGGAUCCCAAGACCCUCACCUUUUACUUUGGAAUUAAUGUUGUCAAUAGAGCAUGUGAUGGCAUGUUUGUAUAUAAUUGCUCCCGGUUAAUUAAAAUGUACCAAAGAAUCGGCCCCCAACAGGACUCCAGUAUGACUUGUCGUGGUGUUGUAGGUAUUGUGGAUGUCCCAUAUAUGGUGUUAGAGCCAACCCACAACAAGCAGGACUUUGCGGAUGCCAAAGAGUAUCGUCAGUUGAUGCGGGCCAUGGCCGAUCAUCUGAUGCAGUAUUGGGAUGACUUGGCCAUAGAGAAGAAUGGUAGUGAAGAUGUAAAUCGGUUCUGGAAGGGCUUUGGCUACCUCUCCGCGCGUUGGCGGGAUCCGCCUAGUGGUGAGGAAAAAUAUGCCCGUAAACGCUCCUCUUGCGUCUCACUCUGUGUCCAAUGCGACAAGUGUCUCAAGUGGCGAGUCCUUCCCUACUCACAAAAUCAAGUUGGACGGGAAGUACCUGAUGGCUGGCAAUGUAGAGACAAUCCUGACCAAAAGCACAAAAAUUGUUCAGUCGCAGAGGAAGACAUGAAUCCUCCUCUCGGUGUUCUAAAGAGGAAGAUCAAGACAAAGGAACAGCGCCAAGCUGAACUGGAAGCCCAGAUCCGUAAAAGACAGGCACGUCUUAUAUCAUUUGUGAAAUAUUUUGUUUAG
Rodentolepis nana is the source of this 1800-nucleotide messenger RNA. Lineage: Eukaryota; Metazoa; Platyhelminthes; Cestoda; Cyclophyllidea; Hymenolepididae. The record is from the annotation of a GenBank genome assembly.